AUGGUUGAAGUAGAAAAUCAUGGGAACUGGCUUCUCUCUGCCACGUUGCUAUUCGGGAUUUGGUCCGCACUCAUGUUCUGUGUGCGCGUUUGGGCAAAACUGAACGUUAGACGAUGGGGUAUAGACGACUAUGCCGUGACGGUGGCUUUCGCUAUUUCGAUACUAGACGUUGCCGCUAUAUUUGCUGCAAUAAAACGAGGAUAUGGUGCUUCGUUUGAUCGGAUACGGGUUGAGGAUCAACGCGCGUUGCUUUACGCGGCCCAGCAAUUUUACAUUCUAGCCAUGGGAUUCUGCAGAAUAUCCACGGCUCUAUUUCUUGUACGUCUAGCAUAUCCAGGCCCCCAGGUGAAACCAAGCUACAUUAUGGCUGGUAUCUCUGGAGCAUGGACAAUGGCCUCAAUGCUCACGGUUGCGCUGCGAGGCAACCUCCAUUCACCAUGGACUACUGUAGAUGGCACAGGCCCACUGCAUGCUCGCUGGAUUGCAGUAGAAGUCACUGGCUUAGUUAUCGAGUUCCUGCUGUUGAUGUUGUCCAUUAAGCUAGUCAAUGGUCUGCAUCUCAACGCACAGAAGCGUCUAGUCGUUUUGUCCGUAUUUAGCGUUCGUUUACUGCUGAUUCCCCUCGUCAUCGCUCGUCUAUACCUCCUAUCUCCGGCAGUCAACACUAAACCAACGUUCACAAGCAUUGUCCCAAGCAUUGUCUCCGAAGCCACCCUACACUUCUCCGUCAUAUUUACUUCCGUUACGUCUCUUCGGCCUUUCGUCCGGACGUUCCACGUCGAUUGCAGAGUAGACGGCAGGACUAAAUCAAAACAUAAUAUCCGGUCAGGUGACGACUCAAGGCCUCUGGAUUCAUACCAUAGACUUGAUAAUCUUAGAGAUUCUGAUGCAAAUCGGCAAGAAUCAAACACCUUUGGAUGGCGAGCAGUGGCAUAUCCUGCUAGAACACAUGUCUACGCCACUCACAAGUCGUCAGGGGCUGAGGCUACCGUAAGUGAAGCUGAAUUGAUUUCACGGAGGAGCAACGAAGCGACGCCAUCAAGUCAGAGUUAUCUCGCCGACACGAUGGCUAUUCAAAAGACGGUCAGUUGGUCAUUUCAAUACGAGCAGAGCGCUAUUUAA
This is a messenger RNA of Pochonia chlamydosporia 170, 1122 nucleotides long. RefSeq lists its product as hypothetical. Bases 1 to 1122 code for a protein of 373 amino acids. The transcript is spliced from 5 exons. NCBI's taxonomy places the organism in Eukaryota, Fungi, Ascomycota, Sordariomycetes, Hypocreales, Clavicipitaceae. The record is from RefSeq and is a predicted model, not a curated record.